Molecule: messenger RNA, 594 nt
Organism: Pelmatolapia mariae (spotted tilapia)
Lineage: Eukaryota; Metazoa; Chordata; Actinopteri; Cichliformes; Cichlidae
Product: vitelline membrane outer layer protein 1-like
Exons: 4
Coding region: 1-594 (197 amino acids)
Source: RefSeq, a predicted model, not a curated record
AUGCUGCGUCUGAGUCUGAGCACCACAUACCUGCUGCUGCUGUCGUGGGUGCAUGUGGUGCCAGGACAUACCACUACCCCCUACCAGCUUGAUGUACCGUACAGCACGUCGUGGGGGGACUGGGGUGCCACAGAGAUGUGUCCUGUAGGCUCUUACGCUGUUGGCUUCAGCAUCAAGGUGGAGGGUUCGCAGGGCUCUGGAGACGACACGGCUGUUAACGGGAUACGCUUGUACUGUUUGGACCCCAGCAACAAACGGCAGACAACGUAUGAAUCUAAUCUAUUAUUAUUAUUCAGUUGGGGGGACUGGACUGCGGUGAAGAGCUGUGAAAGUGGAUACCUGGCCUCCUUUAUGCUCCGCGUCGAGUCUGCACAGGGCAGGGGUGACGACACAUCCGUCAACAACAUCAAAUUCAUCUGCAGCGGCACCGGCGCUCAGCUGGAGGGUGAUGGGAUGCAGUGGGGCGAGUGGGGACACUGGAGCAGGAAGUGUCCCAAAGGCGCCAUCUGUGGGCUGAGGACCCGUGUGGAGGAUCCGCAGGGCGGAGACGAUGACACGGCGCUCAACGACGUGCAGUUCUUCUGCUGCAAAUAA